Messenger RNA from Daldinia loculata, 1432 nucleotides. Its product is annotated as pyridoxine synthesis protein PDX2. Gene Ontology annotation, molecular function: glutaminase activity. Gene Ontology annotation, biological process: pyridoxal 5'-phosphate biosynthetic process; pyridoxine metabolic process. Lineage: Eukaryota; Fungi; Ascomycota; Sordariomycetes; Xylariales; Hypoxylaceae. Gene Ontology annotation, cellular component: glutaminase complex; cytosol. The record is from RefSeq and is a predicted model, not a curated record. The transcript has 2 exons. The coding region runs from base 168 to 980 and encodes 270 amino acids.
ACCUAAAGCUCCGAAUCGUCUACAUCUAUCAAAUCCCGGAUCUGUCGAGCUAAUCCCGGAUCGUUCCAUAGUGUCAGUUGACUAAUAACGGAUACAGUUGACUAGCCACUUUGCGAGAGCAUACUUGGGGAUAUCGUGAAGACGUCCUAGUCCCUGGCGGAACGAACAUGGUGACCGUUGGUGUCCUUGCUCUUCAAGGGGGCUUCUCGGAACAUCUCAGCUCUCUCCGCAAAGCAGCCAUACACAUUUCGACUCCGUCAUCGAACUUCAACUUCAUCGAGGUCCGGACGCCAGAGCAGUUGGCGACAUGUGAUGCUCUAAUUAUACCCGGAGGGGAAAGCACCACGCUAUCUCUCGUAGCCGCACAGUCUGGGCUGCUGGAACCAUUGCGCGAGUUUGUCAAAGUAAACAAGAAGCCAACUUGGGGCACAUGUGCCGGUCUUAUCUUCCUGUCUGAACAAGCGAGUGCCGCUAAAAGAGGCGGGCAGGAAUUGAUCGGGGGACUCGACGUCAAAGUCCAUCGCAAUCAUUUUGGCCGACAGAAAGAAAGCUUCGUAACGGAUCUGGACUUGCCCUUCUUAUCUCAGGGAAGCGAUGGAGCUCAGGCCACUCCUUUCCCGGCAGUGUUUAUUCGAGCCCCUGUUGUGGAUCAAGUGUUAACAGGCGACAUUACGUCGGUCGACGACAAAGCGGAGAACAUAGCGCCAAAGGUCGCGACGCAGAAUUCUGAAAACCAAGCCCAAGCCCCCAAAGGAAAGGUUGAGAUCUUAGCUACUCUUCCCGGGCGUCACGCCUCUAACAAAGCCGCGGCGGCGUCGAUUGAGGGUACUGAUACUCAAGCAGUAACACCUAAAGGAGCAGGAGAUAUCGUCGCGUUAAGACAGGAGAACGUGUUCGGAACAAGUUUCCACCCGGAGCUAACUGAUGAUAUUCGAAUUCACGUUUGGUGGUUAGAGCAGAUAGCGAGGUCGCACGUAUAAAGAAAAGAAUUCGAUUUGGAGUUACUCAUGACACCGGCAAUUAAUAAAUAGAAUGGUGGGAACAGGUAGUACAGUGUUGUACGCGUGUAUGUACCUAAUGUGAGUACUGCACAGCGGCUCUCAGGAUUACCUCGGAUUGGCUCCUCCCCUUAAAGCGUAAUUCGUACUCUUUUUCUAGGACACAUUUCCAACAUCAGCCACAUACGGAAUCAUAAGAUUUCCACUGACAUUAGAAACAGUUCAACAUCGGCUUUCUCCAUCAGUUGUCGUCUCCCAUUCUAGUAAACCCGGAGACUCCCGAGUCGCCCUAGAAUAGAUAAGGCACAUAAUUUGAGCUAGUUGAAAAUGUGAUGUGUCUAGCUUUGCGGGGUACAUGGGGUGAGCGUUCAAGAAUGGGGGUUGUUUGUAUACCUGGUUUUGGAGCAGGGUAUUGAUACUCUGGCGAGCAACAA